Messenger RNA from Monomorium pharaonis (pharaoh ant), 3320 nucleotides. Its product is annotated as trafficking protein particle complex subunit 12. Gene Ontology annotation, molecular function: protein binding. Bases 753 to 2366 code for a protein of 537 amino acids. The record is from RefSeq and is a predicted model, not a curated record. NCBI's taxonomy places the organism in Eukaryota, Metazoa, Arthropoda, Insecta, Hymenoptera, Formicidae. The transcript has 3 exons. Gene Ontology annotation, cellular component: TRAPP complex; Golgi apparatus.
AGCAUAGAAAAGACCCAAAAAGUCAUGCACAUUACCUACGGGAUUCAUAAUAGCUAUUUGACUAGAUAGUUCAAUGUCCACAUUUUGUGCACAUAGAGGCGCUUAUGGAUGAAAACACCUAAUAAAACGACGCGAUGACCGCUCUCAGGUUCCUCUCUGGUAUCAGAAACCGUGAAAAAAAUGAAGUCAGCAAGAAACGCGCUUUUUUCCAACUACUUCAAAUAGAAACGCAUUUGUGUGAACGGGACUUAAUACACACAAUCCGCCAGGUUGACAGAUGGACGGCAACUGUGCAACAGCGAUUUGUUGCAGAAUUGCAGAUAACCUCCAUCGGAGGUUAACCUUCCGUUAUCGAUAACUGCAAACUGGCACGGGCUAGAAAACCAAAUAACAUUUGGAAUUGACUAAGAAAAGAAGAAUUCAGCAUAUUUAUGACCGUUCCAACUUCUUUGGUAAGCUUACCUAUUAGAAAAUAUAAAUAGGCGUGCCAAAUAUCUGAUCACAGAUCAGAUACAUUUAAUCUCAUUAAAAUAAUAAUUUACAUGGAGAGAGUUUCGACAAUUUAACCGUGAUGUCACGGAGUAUCAUUCUCUAUGUAUACUUUUGAAAUUUCUACAAAAAUCAAAAUGGAACAUCGAGAAAAGGGAAAACAAGAUUUAUAAAUAGAAAAGGAAAAAACCAAGUUUGACAACUGCCCAAAGUAGCAAAUUCAUAUCUGUUAUUUGAACUAAAGAUCCAAUUGUAAACAAGAGAUGGCGGAGAAUAACACUGUCAAAGUAGUAAAAGAUGGGGAGAGCAGUGUGGACUUAAGUCGUUACUUGAACAGUGCGCCGCCCACGAUUCUCGACGAGAUUGUCGCGUUUCAGAAGCCCAGCUUGUUCGACAUACAAUCGGAUCUCCCUGUGAGUCGAGUCUCCGAUUAUAAUCCUUUGGAUUCCAAUGAGACAUCCAGGCUGGGCGGCAUCUUUGACGCGGACUCCCUGCACGCGUCGACGUCCUCGUUGCUCGCAGACGCCGCGGUUGAACGGAUCGAGCACAGCGCGUUGAAUGACGUUUACAGGGACGCGUGGAUACCAUCGGAACAUACGCGCAAGAUCCUGGGAUCUAUCGCGACCACGGCGACCGGCACAAGUCACCUGGAUCGCGAGAACCUUACUAUGCCCGGGUUGGCGGUGCAGGGCGACAUGCCCGAUCUGAUCAAGAACGCUGCCGUCCAUUUCCUAGGCGAGGACGAGAAUAUCCAUCGGAACGUGCUCACGGCGUCCGACGUGACGCAGGACGAGCGCGGUCUAAGGAAUCUGAUACAGGCCGGCUGCUAUCGCGCGGCGGUCAAUCUGUCCGGCAGAUUGCUGGCGAUCUAUGCCCAGGGCUAUGGCAAGAUCAAUCAGCCAAGCAAGCACACGCCUCACUCCUUGCAGCUCUGGUACACACGGCUGUCGCUGCUGGCCAAAUUGCGGCAGAUAGACGUGCUGGAGAACGAGUCGCGACCGUUCGGCAAUCUCGACAAGCCCGACAUGUACUUUACCUUCUAUCCGGAACUGUACGGCACUAGACGCGGCUCCAUGGCGUCGUUCGCGUUCCGAUUACUGCUGGCAGAGAUCCCGUCUUACUACGGCAAACCGAAGCAAGCGUUGGAGAACUUGUAUAGACUGCUGGCGACCAUUAAUCAAAUUAUAGCCAAUUUCCGAGCUGGUCUCUCUCCUUCGAGCACCGAGGGGAUGAAGAAUGCGAAGAUCAGCGAGUCCGAUCAGCAGGACGCCGUCAGAUUGUGGACCGCCAGGAAAUCUCGAAUCCUGGUCUCUGUCGUUAACUGCGCUGUCAGCAUGAGAAACUACAUACUCGCGAUAGAAAUAUUGGAGGAACUAUGCAGGAUGCCCGACUGGACGGCGGAGCAAAUAGGUAUAUUCAGAUCGGCCAUAGGAAGGGUACAUUUGUUUCUCGGCGACGUUACAGCGGCGGAAAGAUAUUUAGUUCGUCUCGCCUAUCUUCACAAGGAGGACAAGCCGAUGAGCGUUAGGGAACUAGUGGACAGCGGCCUGAUAGCGGUUGCGGAGAACGCUUUUCAAGAGGCCUACAACUGUUUCCAGUACGCGUCGACGAUGGAUCCGUCCAACGUGAUGUUGACUAACAAUAUGGCAGUCUGUUUAUUGUACACCGGUCAGCUAAAAGCGGCCGUAUCGUUAUUUGAAAGCAUCGUUAACAGAAAUCCAUUGAAGAGUCUGCAAGAGCCGAUUUUACUGAACAUGUGCACGUCAUAUGAAUUACACACGACACAUUGCAAGCAACCGAAGUUGCAUUUGUUGCGGCAGCUGAAUAGAUACAAGGGCGACGCAGCCGACAUUCAAUGUCUAAAACUAGCGAUGUAACGUUAGUCGUGAAUUGUCAUUGUUAACACAUUGUGAUCUGAGCCUGCUAUUUUUAUUAAUUAUAAAAUAUAAUUAUAUAUAUAAUUUUAAUUUUAUUUAAUUAAUUUAAAGAUACAAUUUAAUUUGUAAAGAAUUUAUAGUAAUACCAAAAUCGGAGGAUUCAGUGUAAGCGGUGCGAGUAUCGGAGGAUUCAGUGUAAGCGGUGCGAGUAUCGGAGGAUUCAGUGUAAGCGGUGCGAGUUUUUUAAAAUUUAAUCUAAAUCAAAUUCUGUUGUCUUUAACACACUGUCUCAAAAAUUAGGAAAAAAUUAAGUCUUUAUUUCUACUUUUUCUAAAACUAAUUUUCCUAUUUAUAUUUGGAAACCACUGAUUUAAAAAACAAUUACAAAUUUCUUGGUGUAUUGUACUUUUUAGUAUAACUGCUCGUGAUAUACUUGAGAAUUGGAUCACAAAGUGUUAAACCUCAGGGAAGAAGUAAAUGUGAUAUUAAUAAGAAUAAAAAUAUGUUUUGUUAAGUAAUCUCUGAAUUUUUUUUCGCUUUUAUUCUCAUGUCAUAUCGUUAAUAUAUAAUGUGUCAUUUAUUACGUUGUACCAACGUCUCUGUUUCUGUGCUUGAAUCAAUUAUGGAAAGUAUAAAUGAUUGCACAUCCCGAAUUUCCCUCCCAGGGUCGUCGAUUACAUUAAGAAAUACAACAGCGGGGCAUCAAAGUAAAAUAGCCUUUAUUACAUCGUGAAACGAGGACAAUUUAACGAAUGUUCAACAAUUGCUAUAGUUUUCUCUCCACUUCACACUCUCUCUCCCUCGCUCUAUUUCUCUUCUUUAUUUUUUGUUUUCGCUCACACGUGUCGCUGAACACGUGCAGUUUACGCGCACGGUCUUUCCUCUUCCAGUUUACCAGUUUCCCCGCUUUUUUAUUACGUUCUUUUUUUUUAAUUGAAAGAAUACGGGUUGUGU